UUUCCUCCUCAAACAAUGCCCAAUUCUCUCAAUUCACCAAAACUGUCCAACUUAAAAACCCUUCAGUUCAAACCCUUUUGUCAAUUGGUGGUGGAAACUCUGAUAAGGCAGCUUUUGCUUCAAUGGCAAGCAAUUCUGCUUCUCAGAAAACUUUUAUCGAUCCAUCGAUAAACUGGGCCAGGUCUUAUGCAGAGGCAAAAAACUCCGGCAAACCACCGUUGAUUUUAACCGCCGCAGUUUCAUUUGCGCCAACAGUUGAUGGAUUGAAUUAUCCAAUUCAAUCCAUCUCAAGUGGCUUAAACUGGAUCAAUGUCAUGGCCUAUGACUUUUUUGAUCCAACCAUUUCUAAAUUUACUAAUUCACAUGCUGCACUGUAUGAUUCAAUUGGUCAAGUUAGUGCGAGCUAUGGGAUUGGAGCUUGGAUUCAAGCAGGAAUUACUGCAAAGAAGCUAGUGCUUGGCAUGCCAUUUUAUGGAUAUUCACGGCGUCUGGUAAAUGCUAAUAACCAUGGUGUCUUGGCACCGGCGAACGGGCUGGUUGGUUCGGACAUGGGGGCCAUUACUUACCAUCAGAUCAAGGCAUUCAUUACCCAGAACAAGGCCACAACUGUGUACAAUGCUACAAUUGUUUCGGACUAUUGUUAUGCUGGAACAACAUGGAUAGGUUAUGAUGAUAAACAAAUUACCUCCACUAAGGUUUCUUAUGCUAAGCAGAAAGGAUUGCUUGGUUACUUUGCAUGGCGUGUUGCAGCUGAUUACAACUGGGGCCUGUCCCAACAGGGUUUGUGUGAAUUCUUCCACACCAUUUUAUAG
Messenger RNA from Ilex paraguariensis (yerba mate), 812 nucleotides. NCBI's taxonomy places the organism in Eukaryota, Viridiplantae, Streptophyta, Magnoliopsida, Aquifoliales, Aquifoliaceae. The record is from the annotation of a GenBank genome assembly.